This is a messenger RNA of Penicillium cinerascens, 1560 nucleotides long. RefSeq lists its product as uncharacterized. Lineage: Eukaryota; Fungi; Ascomycota; Eurotiomycetes; Eurotiales; Aspergillaceae. The transcript is spliced from 4 exons. The record is from RefSeq and is a predicted model, not a curated record. The coding region runs from base 1 to 1560 and encodes 519 amino acids.
AUGGCCAUCCGUUGGGCGCUGAGUACUGAGGCUGGUGAGGGGGCUGAGGAUACCACGCUGGAUUGGAGGGGGUAUUAUGAUAUUGAGCAGGGUCCCAGCAUUACACCAGAAUGCUCAAACUCCUCCUUAAACACCGCCUGCGCCUUGACAAAUGGUUCCACAGAAACGUUCACCGAAAUGGGCGAUCAAGACGAAGACGACUUGCGACAAUGCUGGCGGCCGGAGGAUCUAGAGAAAAUUUUGCUUGGGGAUGACAAAGUUUCAAUCUCUAGAAUUUCCAAAUUUGGGCUCAUCCAUGACCGGUACGCCAGGCUGAAGGGGCUGCAUGUGUUUUCCGCUCAUCAAGAGGAAUACCUUCCAGUCUCAAAGCAAUGGGGGCUUGGCCUGUCUCGUAUCCUUAAUGAGGGCAAUGGUGCAGUCGCUACAGAUGCCUUCAGAAGGAGCGGCCACAAUUUCACGAGCAAUCCUUUCAAAGAAUUUGUGCGGGAAGCAUCUGGCAUCCAGUCUGACUCCAUCGAGGCUUUCUACGGAAAAUAUGAGCGUCUCAGUAUCAAACUCUACUACGAUGUACUGAAGGCACCAAAACACCGCGAUGUUUUGUUAGAGCUGAAAACAAUCUUGGAAAGAAUUGAAUCCGACCCUUUCAUAAUUACCACAAUCGAACACACUUGGCAAACCCUACUCGUGAAGCAACAAAAACGGCGCGUUAUACCCUCGGACGCAGGGAUAGAGGGAUUGACCAAAAAGCUCAACAAAAUAUUGGAUCGCGUCAUCAUCAAUCCAUUGCAGCAGCUACUCGGGAAGCCAUCACCCGUCCCCCAGAUACUUAAAGAUUUAGAAGUCUUGACUUAUCGUUUCCAUGACUAUUACUGCAUGGCCUCUCAAGUCGACUGGGACUCUCCAUUUGAUACAAACAUCUACUUUUUAGAGCAAAUAAGAUGGGGGCUGUCAAUUCCUGCUCUCGCCGAGGCUAUAACGAAGCAAGAUCAGACCUUGUUCUCCCUGUACAUCACAGUUGCGUUCACCAAGAAUCAGGACACAUCAAAGCUAGAACAAGCGCGGUCUUCGUUAAACAGAAGAUGGAGUAGCUUCAGCAAUGAUAUCAAGUAUUGUCUAGCUGCUAGGAUUGAUGUAGUUUCCCAAGUUGAUCAGCUUGCACAGGCCUUUUACCUUCGUCGCAACUACUACUCUCUGACAGCCAUUAUUAAUGGGGUUAAAGAGAGCGGGCUUGAGACAGAUGCACUAAGAGAAUUUGGCAAGCUUAUAGAUUUCGCGUACUAUCGACAGAACAUAAACACCAAAACACAAGAUGCGUUACAUUUUCUUUCCCCCGCAAUUUUCGACUUUUCAAAAGGCAAAAUCGGAUCAGCGCAGAAUGUCAUUUCGGCAUCUGCGUCGUACACUUCAGGAGUCCGAAGUCCAGGUCCUCUUAUGAAGUUCAAGCCUCAGGGCCACAACAAUAUGGGAAAACAUGGUUCCUCGCACCAACAUGGGACUCCAUAUUAUUGGUUUCAUUUUGUCAAUCCUUUUUUUGCCUGCUUUGGUGGCCAACAGUCUUAA